CACAAACGCACGCCUGUGUGUAGUUGCUGAACGCAUAUCCCUAAUAAUCAAAGAUGUCCAGAAAGGUUAAGGAGGAAUAUCAUCGUUUCUUUUCCGUGACUGAUACACGCACCCACGAGAAAGGACAUACGGAAUACAAAGUUAUGGCAAGGUUUGUGUCAAAGAGAAGACCUGAAAAUGUGAAAGAGGUGGUGGUAUGGCGUAGGUACUCAGAACUGAAAAAGCUGCAUGGGGAACUCGCCUACACCCACAGGAACCUCUUCCGACGGCAAGAGGAGUUCCCCCCCUUCCCCCGCGCACAGCUUUUUGGGCGGUUUGAUGAAGCGGUUAUUCAGGAAAGGAUGAAGGCUGCUGAAGCCAUGCUGCUUUUCACCACCAACAUCCCAGCACUGUACAAUAGCCCUCAGCUCAAAGAUUUUUUCAGGGGUGGGGAGGUGACCCGGCCGCUGGACCCCUCGUCCGUGUCCUCCACCGAUCUCCCUCCCCCGCUCAUCCCGCUGCCCAAGGGCUCGUCCACCACGCUGCAGGCCGAGGAGGAGCAGGGCCACGAGGCGCCCCUCCUGCCCCAGGAGCUGGACUCGGACGCCGGCUCGGAGGGGGACGAGCCCGAGGUCGGGGUGGAGGCCUACGGGGAGAUGGAGAGCGGCUCGUCCCCGGCCUCCCCGGCGAAGGAGCUGGCGGAAACGCGCGCAGAGUCGCCGGAAGUCACCGGAACAACGGAGGAAGCGGAGAACAACGGAACAGAAGAACCGCCAUCUGCCAGAGAUGCCUCUCCCGCACCCCCGGCCUCCACCACAGAGAAGCCUGAUGAAUCUCAGGAGGAAUUUGAUUUGCUCUUUGACACGGCAGGGGAGGGGCCUGUGGACAACGCCCCGCCCCCUCUCUCUGACACUGACCUGGCUAUCUUCGAUCCAUGUGCCAAAGAAGACCAACCUUACGGUUCGUUUGACAACUCCGAGCUGCUCGCCACAGCUGUGGCCAAUGAGAGCGGCGAGUCGGCCGGGGAGGCGGGAUACCUGGCCCAGGCGGCCAAUGAGCUGAACGCUGCCCUGGAGAAGGAGAAGGCAGGGGACUUCGGCGCGGCCAUCCUGCAAUACAGAACAGCGGUCGAUAUUCUGAUCAAAGGUGUACACGGAGACCCAGACCCUCAUCGCAGGGACUCUGUGAAGAAGCGAACAGCUCAGUACCUGCAGCACGCAGAGACGUUGCUCAACCUGCACUCCCCCGCACACACUCCCACACACACUCAGCACCAGAGCACAUAGAGCCGCUCCGCACGCACACACACACACACGCGCACACACACACACUCCCACAGACACUCAGCAACACAUAGAGCCGCUCCACACACACACACACACACACACACACACACACACACAGCACCAGAAUACAUAGAGCCGCUCUUCUACAGACCCCAUUUACAACUGUGGCACUUGAACACACACACACACUCACACAUUGUCUCACACACACCUCUACACACAGACACACACACACACACAUAGACAUACUAUGUGCCGACUCCAUUAUUUCCAACACAGCCACCUAAAUAUAGCUUGUAAACACUGUUAUGUAGCCACUAAUGGGACCAUUGGCACACCUGUUUAGGUUUAAACCAGAAAAAAACCCACUCCCACCUAUUUUCUAUGAAAACAAUUUUCACACACACAAAGCACAUAUAUGGUGGAUGGACACAGCGAGAUUAAUCAACCGCCAUUAGAUCAAAGAUGACAAACAAACACUAAAACACACACACGCACGCACGCAGGUGCACACAGAGAAAGAGAACGCAAGCUCGCACGAAGCUCACACAAACUCGAAACGUCUUUACACUCAUAAGUCACCGCGCGCCCCUUCAGAUUAUCCACGGUACGUUCGCGCUCUUCCGCCCGAAGUGCGUACGUACACCCACACCCGAUGACUCCCCCCUCCCGAGCUCUCAGUGCCUCUUCAGCACACCUACGGACACUCACGGCACCUACUCCACGGCAUAAAUAUCACUAUGCAGACACUUUAAAGCACAAGUGGGAGGACUCCUUGUGUAUACGAAGAAGGACUUGACUGGAAACCAGUAUUUUAGAAACUAAAAUCUACUGUGACCUACAUACUCUUAAAAAAAAAACACAAACGCCUUAACGAGUGUCCUUGCAGCCUCUGUAUUUAUCUAAACUUUAAUUUAUAUACCCUUUUGAAAUGUUCAUACGCGCAUGUAUGAUGCCAUUGUAAAUAAUGUCUUGUUUCUAUGUUGUAAGGUAUUUUGUACAUAAGAGAAAUAGACUGGAAUGAUCAAA
Molecule: messenger RNA, 2294 nt
Organism: Sardina pilchardus (European sardine)
Lineage: Eukaryota; Metazoa; Chordata; Actinopteri; Clupeiformes; Clupeidae
Gene: snx15
Product: sorting nexin 15
Exons: 8
Coding region: 54-1265 (403 amino acids)
Molecular function (GO): phosphatidylinositol binding
Source: RefSeq, a predicted model, not a curated record